Messenger RNA from Diatraea saccharalis (sugarcane borer), 1323 nucleotides. The record is from the annotation of a GenBank genome assembly. Lineage: Eukaryota; Metazoa; Arthropoda; Insecta; Lepidoptera; Crambidae.
AUGGGUGAUUUGUUGCCAAGUAUACCGAAGAGUACAUUCGCGAGUGAAGUAGAAGGACACAAUUGGAGCGUUGUGGGAUUAGACGAGUACAGUACCGACGAGGCAUUAGCUGCAGUGGAACUGUUCAAAGAUUACCCGGAAGCGUUGCUGCGCUUCGCUUCGAUCUGCUGUGUACUGUUCAUGCUGGUCGGGAUACCUGGGAAUCUCAUCACAAUCAUUGCAUUGGCUCGUUGCAAAAAGGUCCGCAACGCCACCGCGGUCUUCAUUAUGAACUUGUCCUGUUCCGAUCUGCUAUUUUGCUGCUUCAAUCUACCUCUGGCGGCUUCAACAUUCUGGCGGAGAUCUUGGGCACAUGGCAGAAUCCUCUGCCGAAUGUUCCCACUUGCGAGAUACGCUCUAGUUGCCGUCUCCCUGUUUACUGUACUAGCUAUAACCAUCAACAGAUAUGUAAUGAUAUCGCACCCAAGUCUAUAUCCGAGAUUAUAUAAGAGUCGAUUUUUAGCUGUCAUGGUAGCAAGCACAUGGUUAUUUUCUUUCGGAGCAUUAAUAGCAACGUGGUUAGAAAAAUGGGGUCGCUUUGGCUUAGACCCAACAAUAGGAUCGUGCUCUAUACUGCCCGACAAAAAUAACAAAUCUCCAAAAGAGUUCCUCUUUGUAGGAGCGUUCAUGUUACCCUGUUUAGCUAUAGUUAUAUGUUACGCUAGAAUAUUCUGCAUAGUAAGAGAAGCUGCGAGAAAGUCGAGGGCCCCCGCUAGAGGGCGACCACGACCAGGACUCGAAGACUCGGCCGUUGGCUCAGCGUCGACCGCUUUAGAAAGAUCUCCAGGUCCUGAAAAUGGAACAAAUCACGUUGCACCACCACGCAGGGCACUUCUCGCUCCACCGGCUUUACAUUGUCCACCUACACCUGGCCCAGAGAGAUCAUCGUCAUCCGGUGUGGACACUCUAGAUGGCCACGACGAAGAAUGCGCUCUAGAUGCAAAACCUCGAACUCCCUGCGGCGGUGAUACUGCUAAAAGACUUCGACAAGCAGCAGUUGUACUAAAAAGAUCACCCGCUUCUGUUAGACCACCACGGCUAACACCGAAAGAUAGAAAGUUGUUAAAGAUGAUAAUGGCUAUCAUGCUUUCUUUUUGGGUGUGUUACUUGCCUAUAACUUUAACGAAGAUAUUUAGAGAAUUCACAUCACAUCCAGCAGCAAAUAUAGCAGGGUAUAUAUUGAUAUACUUAACGACAUGCAUCAAUCCAAUUAUUUACGUGGUGAUGUCUAGUGAAUACCGUCAAGCGUACAAGAAUCUAUUAAUGUGCAGGAGAUGGGCGUGA